UUUUGACUGCGGUUUCUGUCAGGACCCGUAUCAGGGUUGCGCCUUCCCAGCACAGCUCAGCUGUUACACUGACUGGUUUUAAAAGCGUCUGAGUGUCAUUUCGAAAUCGUUUGUGAAUUUCUGAGUGCUCCUUUAAGAAAGUGUUUGCAAUGAUGCUAAAACAUUUUCGGGCUCUUGGACAAGUUUUUGCAGCCACGCAUCAAGGCAGAAUAUUAAGUCAGUGUGGGAGCAUGACUUUGAAAACAAAACAUUACAGCGCUUCAACGGGAGGCGAGGACGCAGGAACAGCUGCAGGUCAGACCGUGGUUUCAGAGCGAAGGGGAUCCGUGGUUACCGUGGCAAUAAACCGCCCAGAGGUGCGUAACGCGGUGAACCAGGAGACAGCGGGGCGUCUGCUGGAGGAGCUGCAGGCCUUCGACAAUGACCCUGACUUGAACGUGGCUGUUCUGCAUGGGAAAGGAGGGAAUUUCUGCGCUGGUUAUGAUCUGAAAAUGCUGGCCAAUCAAAAAGCCCCCCUUAAAUUGGAGCAAGAUGUCACAAAGGGUCCUGGCCCAAUGGGUCCGUCCCGUCUGCAGCUGUCGAAGCCGCUGAUAGCGGCCGUGAGCGGCUUCGCUGUGGCUGGAGGGUUGGAGCUGGCCCUGCUGGCUGACCUGAGGGUGGUGGAGGAGAGCGCCGUCAUGGGGGUCUUCUGCCGCAGAUUUGGAGUUCCCCUGAUUGAUGGAGGGACAGUGCGGCUCCCUCGCCUCAUUGGUUUAUCAAGAGCGCUUGACCUGAUCGUGACCGGGCGGCCGAUCGGGGCUCAAGAGGCUCUAGCCUACGGACUGGCCAAUCGAGUUGUUCCUGACGGACAAGCGUUGCAGGCAGCCGUGCAGCUAGCAGAGCAGAUCAGCUCCUUCCCUCAGCAGUGUCUGCGGACAGACCGCUCCUCAGCCGUGUACAGCUGCUACGACGCCCAAUCCUUCACACAGGCCAUGCAGUAUGAAUUUGAUCACGGAGUUCAAGUCAUCCAGGCUGAAGCGAUUCCUGGGGCAAUCCAGUUUUCUUCAGGAGCUGGAAGAGGAGGGAAAUUCCCCUAGGAUUUCACAUGUAGGAGGAACUGAUGAACUGUGACUUCAGGUGAUCUCAGUCUGUUGUUGCCACAAUCUUGUGUUGCAGUCAAUUGAAUAAUUGCUGCUUUACAACAUGCAAAAAUCGAGAAUAUAAAACACAAUGAUGAAGUUUUGUAUCAGUGCGGAAUGCUUUGUAUGGGAAAUGAAAUCUUCAUUUAUUACAUUAUUUUCUGUAUUAAAAUAAUAAUUAAAAAAUA
Molecule: messenger RNA, 1306 nt
Organism: Gambusia affinis (western mosquitofish)
Lineage: Eukaryota; Metazoa; Chordata; Actinopteri; Cyprinodontiformes; Poeciliidae
Exons: 7
Coding region: 150-1076 (308 amino acids)
Molecular function (GO): catalytic activity
Source: RefSeq, a predicted model, not a curated record